Humulus lupulus (European hop) is the source of this 1088-nucleotide messenger RNA. RefSeq lists its product as uncharacterized. Gene Ontology annotation, molecular function: NADH dehydrogenase activity; 4 iron, 4 sulfur cluster binding. The record is from RefSeq and is a predicted model, not a curated record. The coding region runs from base 112 to 801 and encodes 229 amino acids. The transcript is spliced from 8 exons. Gene Ontology annotation, cellular component: membrane. Lineage: Eukaryota; Viridiplantae; Streptophyta; Magnoliopsida; Rosales; Cannabaceae. Gene Ontology annotation, biological process: mitochondrial respiratory chain complex I assembly; mitochondrial electron transport, NADH to ubiquinone.
CGACUCUUUUUAAGUCUUGGAAUAGGGGCGAUUUGGGGUUAGAGCUUCUGGAGUCUCACUGCUACUAUAAAGCUCUCAAAUCCCUUCCCUCUUCUUCCCAGUGAACCAGCCAUGGCUGCCAUCUUAGCUCGAAAAUCUCUUCUCGCCCUUCGCGCUCGUCAACUUGCUGUUCCAGCACAAGCUCUUCAGGGUUCGCAUCACUUUGGACUUCAGGGUUCGCAUCACUUUGGACUGCAAUUUACACAGUCCUAUUCCACCAAUAAAGAUGAUGUAGAAAGAGAGCAGCUUACAAAGGAGAUGUCAAAGGAUUGGAGUUCUAUUUUUGAGCGAAGCAUAAACACACUAUUUCUCACUGAAAUGGUUCGUGGUCUGUCACUGACGCUUAAAUACUUCUUUGAAAAAAAAGUUACUAUCAACUAUCCUUUUGAGAAAGGCCCUUUGAGCCCUCGUUUUCGUGGUGAGCAUGCCCUACGACGAUAUCCAACUGGAGAGGAGCGUUGCAUUGCAUGCAAACUCUGUGAAGCUAUAUGUCCGGCACAAGCAAUCACAAUCGAGGCUGAGGAACGAGAAGAUGGUAGCCGUAGGACAACAAGGUAUGACAUUGACAUGACAAAGUGCAUCUAUUGUGGUUUCUGUCAAGAGGCAUGCCCUGUUGAUGCCAUCGUUGAAGGACCCAAUUUUGAAUUUGCAACUGAGACUCAUGAGGAGCUUCUGUAUGACAAAGAAAAGCUUCUUGAGAAUGGAGACCGUUGGGAAACUGAGAUUGCGGAGAACCUCCGAUCUGAAAGCCUCUAUCGUUGAUUUUUUUUUCCUUAUUUCACCAUCCCAUGGUUUCUUCAUGGUCUAGAUAAAUGCAUUUUCUCGACUUUUUGAUGAUGUGGAAAUAAAUGGAUCUAUGAGGAGUCUUGCAGAUCUCUGUAUCGUUUUCCUAAUGGUUAAAUCCAAGCAAUCGGAUACCAAAGGCCACAAAGUUUUGUUUGGAUUAUGUAUUUUGCUCUGGAAAGAAACUAUAUGUGAAAGUACAUUGGAAAAAAGUGAAAGUGAACAUUUUCUUGAUUUUAUAUAAAUUCAUCUUUCCAAAUUUUUUA